This is a messenger RNA of Anopheles merus, 2204 nucleotides long. RefSeq names its product protein glass-like. Gene Ontology annotation, molecular function: RNA polymerase II cis-regulatory region sequence-specific DNA binding; DNA-binding transcription factor activity. NCBI's taxonomy places the organism in Eukaryota, Metazoa, Arthropoda, Insecta, Diptera, Culicidae. The record is from RefSeq and is a predicted model, not a curated record. The transcript has 2 exons. The coding region runs from base 206 to 1939 and encodes 577 amino acids. Gene Ontology annotation, biological process: regulation of transcription by RNA polymerase II.
GAAAACAGUACUCUCUAAAACGAUCAGGAUCGUCCUCGUGAUGGUGGAUGCUGUAUAAAAGCAACACACGAAGAUAAAUCACGUAACAGUCUAACUAUUGUUCUGCGGUAGCGUGGAAGGAUAAAUCUGUGCGUCAAGCAAGAAAGUAGUAUACGUAAGCCGCAAUCUCAACGUCGCCGCCGACGUGCACACACACACACACAAAAUGCAAGCAAAUACGGCCGAACUACUGCCGGUAGGCGAUCAGUUGGGUGUUUCGUGGAACGGGAUUCCCUUUGGCUACGGCAGCGACUACGGCGGUUUGCCCAGUUCCGAUUGGAUGACGCCGCUGGCAACGGAGCUGGAAAGUGUUCCACAUGGUUGUGGCACUGUGGCAUCGCAGCAAAAGGAUUACUACCAACCGAUGAUCGGAAGUGGAAUGCAUCGCAUCUCCCCGCUCAACUCAUCGAACGAAGCAGUCGAGACCAACUCCAGCGAGCAUGCGUAUCCGCCCUUUGCGGUAUCGUAUCAUCAUCCUGCUUACCAUCACCAUCAUCAGCAUCAUCAGACGGUGAACUAUGGAGCCAAGUGCUAUUCACAUAUUCAACAAUCCCAGCAGCACCAGCAGCACCAGCAGCAACAACUGAAACAAGAGCACCAACCGUCAAGGAAGAUCCCUACGAACGGGUCACGGUACGUGCCGAAUGGUUAUUACACCCCGAACGGGCGUACGUCCGCAACCGAUGGUGGAUCGCCCAUGCCACAGCCGAGCCUGUACCCCUCCCCGCCGGUACAAUCGCACUCGGCAGAAGAGUCCAGCUACAGCAGCAAACUGUACAGUGGUGGCGGUGGUGGUUUGCAGUACAUGAGCGGCGAUCAUGUUCCACCACCACCGCCGAUGAGCUUUUCCGGCCACACGGAUCCUGCGCUGUCCACCCUGUACAGUGGUAGCGAUCAUUACCAGCCGUACAGUGUGUCCUCGAUGGGGUACGAGGAGAGUGGGGUGCCAGCGUUUUCGGCCACGACACUCUCCACGGCAAUGGAAUCCACGCUGACACCGCAAAAGUAUGAAGCAUGGAGCUCGGAAUCGUCCGUUAUCCAGCCGAUGAUGUCACCGAUGGGCUACCCGCUGCUCGGCCAUGCCCAUUCGCUGGCGAUAAAGCAGGAGUACAUUCCGCCGGCCUACAUCAGCCCAUCGCCCUCCUCGAUGGCCGGUGGAAGCAGCAUCAAGACGGAGCUCAUGUCCGAAACUUCCCGCUCACCACCGCCGGAGAGUGAUCGACCGCCAACGGACGGAAUUGUGAUGGCACAGCAGCCCCAACCACUACCACCGACGGCCUGCCCUUCGCCCCAGCCGCUGCCAGUGGCGAAAGCGAAACGAGCACCGUCGGCCAAACCGACGGACACACCGACGGCGGGGAAGAAAUCUACCCGAAACAGCAACAACUACGGCGACCAGUUCGCGUGCCCCGAGUGCAGGCGUACGUUCGCGCGGCAGUGCGGCCUCACGCAGCACACCAAGUGGCACCAUUCGGGCGAGAAGCCGUUCCGCUGCCUCACCUGUGGCAAGUGCUUCAGCGCCCAGACAGCGCUGGACGAUCAUCUCGAGCGGCACACGACCACGGACAAGCCGUACCGGUGCCAGCACUGCCCGAAAGCGUUCUUCCACAAGAACGAUCUGCGCCGGCACGGGUUUCAGCACACGGGCACCGCGCCGCACGCCUGCCGGUACUGUUUGAAAACGUUCGCCCGCAAGGACCACUGCCACAGCCACGAGUGCUCGCACGAGCGGAAAAUUCAGCGCAAAGAGCGGAAAUCUAAAGGGUCACGGUCGAGCGUACCGGUCAGCGGUAUGGAGUUGCCGCCAGUGACCAACACGGUGCUGGAUUCCGCGAUAUCGACGCCAGUGGUCGAACUGGCGCUGCAGUUUAUCGACACGGAACAGAGGAUAGUGGCGUGAAAGUAGUGGGGCGUGAUUUAUAUUUAUAAGGACGACGAUGCCGACGACGACGACUGUUAGAGCACAGUAAUUGAUUAAUUUAUUGAACGAUAAUUGUAAACACACGUAUGUUUGUAACAUUGUGACAAGGGGGCGGCAGUCCGCGACGUACAAAAAUAUGUGAUUGUAUCGUAAGCAAGUAAGGGUGUAAUUGUAAUUUAGCUUAAAUGACAAUCGAAAUCAAAAAUUGUAUUGCAAAUAAAGUUGUUUGAAAAAAAAAAACAAC